Molecule: messenger RNA, 1705 nt
Organism: Abrus precatorius (Indian licorice)
Lineage: Eukaryota; Viridiplantae; Streptophyta; Magnoliopsida; Fabales; Fabaceae
Product: protein FIZZY-RELATED 2-like
Exons: 10
Coding region: 51-1397 (448 amino acids)
Biological process (GO): positive regulation of anaphase-promoting complex-dependent catabolic process; positive regulation of ubiquitin protein ligase activity; anaphase-promoting complex-dependent catabolic process
Cellular component (GO): anaphase-promoting complex
Molecular function (GO): protein binding; ubiquitin ligase activator activity; anaphase-promoting complex binding
Source: RefSeq, a predicted model, not a curated record
AAUUUUAUCAUUGGAAAGGCAAAGGGUACGAAAGGGGUUGGGGAUUGGUAAUGGAGGAUUCAACCACUCCGUCUUCGAAGCACAACAUCGACCAUGUCCACCGCAUCAUCAACUCGAAUCGAUACAAGUCGCCUUCUAGAACAAUCUGCUCGGACAGGUUCAUACCCACCAGAUCCGAUUCCAAUUUCGCUCUCAUCAAUUUAUCGCCUUCAGAGGACACUUCCAAAGCUUACAACACCCUUUUGCGUACUGCUUUGUUUGGACCCGAUGCUCCCGUUACUCCCAAUAAACGGACCCCUAAUAUUUUCCGUUACAAAACGGAGACUCGACGCUCCAUGCACUCUCUCUCCCCUUUCACGUUCCAUGAUGACCCGUUACCUGGUUGUGCCCCUCAUCAUACUCCUCUCAAGCCUCCUCGCAGGGUUCCUCUGUCACCUUUCAAGGUUCUGGAUGCACCUGCACUGCAAGAUGAUUUUUAUCUGAAUCUUGUGGACUGGUCCUUCAACAAUGUCUUGGCUGUGGCUCUGGGAAACUCUGUUUAUUUGUGGAAUGCUAGUAGCAGCAAGGUAACUAAAUUAUGCGAGCUGGGGAUGGACGAUUGUGUUUGCUCGGUUAGCUGGGCUCAACGUGGUACCUACCUGGCUGUUGGAACUAACAGUGGUAAAGUGCAGAUUUGGGAUGCGUCUCAAUGCAAGACAAUAAGAACCAUGGAGGGUCAUCGUUUACGAGUUGGAACCUUGGCCUGGAGUUCAUCUCUUUUGUCUUCUGGUAGCCGGGAUAAAAUCAUUUAUCAACGAGAUAUACGUGCACAGGAGGAUUUUGUCAGUAAACUGUCUGGGCACAAGUCAGAGGUUUGUGGAUUGAAGUGGUCUUAUGAUAACCGGGAGUUAGCAUCCGGAGGAAAUGACAACAGGUUGCUUGUUUGGAAUCAACACUCAACCCAGCCCAUCCUGAAGUACUGUGAGCAUACAGCAGCUGUUAAAGCUAUUGCAUGGUCUCCUCAUGUUCAUGGACUUCUUGCAUCAGGAGGAGGCACUGCAGACAGAUGUAUUCGUUUUUGGAAUACAACCACAAACUCACAGUUAAACUGUAUUGACACUGGAAGUCAGGUUUGUAAUCUUGUUUGGUCUAAAAAUGUCAAUGAAAUGGUCAGCACACAUGGCUACUCCCAGAACCAGAUAAUAGUUUGGAGAUACCCCACAAUGUCAAAGCUAGCAACUCUUACAGGCCACACUUAUCGAGUUCUUUAUCUUGCUCUCUCUCCUGAUGGGCAGACUAUCGUCACUGGAGCUGGAGAUGAAACUCUUAGAUUUUGGAAUGUAUUCCCUUCCCGUAAAUCACAGAAUACUGAUAGUGAAAUUGGAGCUUCAUCUUUUGGAAGAACUAUUAUCAGAUGACCCCAGCUUGCAUUUUUACGAGACAACUCACGUGGCAUGUAAAAGACGCCUAGUUGGAAAGUUUGUAUGAAAAAGACAUCAUCACCGUGCUCUGCUUCACCGAUUUGGGAAGCCUUACAGGAGCUAAGAAGUUACAGGAUGGCUGCCAAUGGUGGAAAUCCAUGCCCAUCACGAGUUAUUUUAUUGAGCAUCUUACAUUUAUCUGUACAUAUUGAGGAGCUGUAGCCAAAUUUGGUUUUCGGCCUCUAUUAUUUUUGUUCUUUUCAAUAAUGCGCCUUGCAUUAUUAUAUUUGGAUUAAAUUACAGAG